Silurus meridionalis is the source of this 3896-nucleotide messenger RNA. RefSeq names its product notum, palmitoleoyl-protein carboxylesterase b (gene notum1b). NCBI's taxonomy places the organism in Eukaryota, Metazoa, Chordata, Actinopteri, Siluriformes, Siluridae. The transcript has 11 exons. Gene Ontology annotation, molecular function: hydrolase activity. Bases 606 to 2093 code for a protein of 495 amino acids. The record is from RefSeq and is a predicted model, not a curated record.
ACAGGGAGUAAGUAACAGGGUAUUGGGGGAUUCAGCUAACGACAAAACAAGCGUGCCGGAACGCCACGCCCCUUCGACCAGCCCACUGUUUUGAUUGGCUGAGAGUUCAGCACAGGGCGAAAUAUUUGAAUAAAAUCUCCACACCGCUUGUCGCGUGGAAAUUAUGAAUCCACGACUGACAUGGACGGUGUAAAAGGAUGUCUUGCUUUUAACCCAAUUCUUCAGUUAUAACCCACAAGAAUAAUCAAGACAGUGUGUUGUUUUUUUUCUUCUUUAGCAUUGAACUUCAUGAUUCAUUUUUUUAAUUCCAGUAUAGACGUUUCAGGUGGUCUGCAUUUCCACUCGCAACUGAAUGGCAGUUUGAUCCGGCGUGUGAUGAAGUUUGGUGAUGUUUGAGCAGCUGUAGAAUCUGCACUGUUAUAAUUAGAUGCUCAAGAAGUGAUUUAUAAGAGGACGGAAACCUGGAAUUUAGAAGAAAACCCAUGAAGUGAUUAUGCUAAUUGGGUAACUGUGAGCUGUCACUCAGACUCUUCCCCGAGCAAAAAAAAUAAAAAAAAGCUCUUGGAGAUCCUGCGGAAUAAAUUCUGAUCGUGUUUGGUUUGGAGAUGGGAAGCCAGGCUCCGGUCAUGUUUGCGGUGUUGCUGGUGGUCCUGCUUGUGCCUGAAAGCUUGGAGGUCAGAAAGGGCCGCGGCGGCCGGACUCAGACUCGCCAGUCCCAGCGGGAGAGGACGGAGACCACGGAGAGCUUCCCGCUGGACUUUACAGCUGUGCAGGACGGCAACGUGCUCACGUUUGUGGAGCAGGUGAAGAACCUGGCGCAGUCCCUCUACCCGUGCUCAGCGCAAAAGGUGGAGUAUGAAAUGAAGCUUCACUUUUUGGAAAACUCCUCAGUGACCUGCAACGACGGAACACCCGCUGGGUACUACAUAAAGGAGUCACGGGGAAGCAGAAGAUGGUUGCUGUUCCUGGAAGGUGGAUGGUACUGCUUCAGCAAACAGAACUGUGACACCAGGUACGACACCAUGAGGAGGCUGAUGAGCUCUACCAGAUGGCCUCAGACACGCACAGGUACAGGGAUUCUGUCUCCUCAGCCAGAGGAAAAUCCACAUUGGUGGAAUGCAAACAUGGUAUUCAUUCCUUACUGCUCUAGUGAUGUGUGGAGUGGAGCCUCACCAAAGACAGAUGAAAACGACUAUGCAUUCAUGGGAUCCCUGAUCAUACAGGAAGUUGUGAAGGAGCUCCUAACAAAAGGCCUGGAUAAUGCAAAAGUCCUGCUGCUAGCUGGGAGCAGUGCUGGAGGUACAGGUGUUCUGCUGAAUGUAGACCCUGUGGCUGAACUCCUAAAGAGUCUGGGGCACGGCUCGGUUCAGGUGCGAGGGCUGGCCGACUCAGGAUGGUUUUUGGACAACAAGCAGUACCGCUGCACAGAUUGUGUGGACACCCUGGGUUGUGCUCCAACCGAGGCAAUCAAAAGGGGCAUCAGGUACUGGGGCAGUGUUGUACCUGAGCGAUGCAAACUGGCUCACAUAGGAGAAGAAUGGAACUGCUUCUUCGGAUAUAAAGUCUACCCUACCCUGAAAAGUCCGGUGUUUGUUGUGCAGUGGUUGUUCGAUGAGGCUCAACUGACUGUUGAUAACAUUCACCUUACGGGGCAGCCGGUGCAGCAAGGCCAGUGGCGUUAUAUACAGAACCUGGGCAUCGAGCUCAGGAACACUCUCAAAGAUGUCCCGGCCAUGUUCGCACCUGCCUGUUUAUCACACGAGAUUAUCACGAGAAAUUACUGGAUGGACGUGCACGUGAAGGGCACGUCUCUACCUCGUGCUCUGCAGUGCUGGGACCGCAGCCUCCAGAACAGCCUUCGCAACAACAGCAGUCAGCGAUCUCCUCCUCGUGCAUGCCCACUGCAUCUGAUCGACAGCUGCCCGUGGCCUCACUGCAACCCGACGUGCCCUACAAUCCGAGAUCAGAUGACUGGACAGGAAAUGAGCGUCAUCCAGUUCCUCACUCAUAUGGGCUUUGAUGUGCAGCGAAUGGCGCAGCAGCAGGGCAUGGAGGCUAGCACGCUAUUAGGCAUGCUCAAUAAUGGCAACUAAGCCACAUACAAUGAAGCUGAAGGGAAAUACACACUCACACACACACACAUACACGCACACACACUCUACACACACUACAUUACCAGAGAAUGAGUUAAGCAGCAAAAGGGCAAAAUGACCAGAAGAGUCAGUUGUAAAUGAAAGAUAUUGACAAUCCCUUUACAAGGAUGUGGAUUCAUUUUAUAGGAAGAUGCCAUUUUCAGCCUUAAGCAUCUGUAGUGUACGUGUGCUUACCAGACAAAGAAUUAGACAAUGCUGAGAAAAGGAGAACCAGAAACUCACUUUCAUAAGGACAGUUGCCGACUCAGUCAAAAAUGUCUCAAAUACACAACCAUGUAAAUUUAAAUCAUUGCUUCAAUAGUUGCAUUUAAAUUGCAAAAAAAAAGUGAGAACCAAAUCUCCAACACAACAGAGUAGAAAUAUACAUUUAAAAACAUAUUUAAUGGUUUUAGGUAUCCAAGCACCGUCUCAGAAAAUCAGUCUCUACUUUGCACAUGAAACUCUGUGUGAAGAUUCAGAAAUGGAUUAUAUAAAAACGAGUGCUAUGGUGGAACAGCAGGGUGUGCAGCAAUCUUGCUAGGUUCCUUGGUUGGAUUUUCAGUUCCGGUUAAACUCUGGUGUCUCCUUUUGUUCUCCCUGUGCAUCUGUGAAAAUGUUUACCUAUGCACAGAGAGAAGAUGGACUUCAUCUGGGUUCUCUGGUUUCCUCCCUCGUCAGAAAAGACCUAUCAAGUGUGUACCACAACCACAACCUAGAAUUUAGUGAAAAUGAAUGAAAGUCUAAAUAUUUGUUUCUAUAUAAUUAGUUGACUAGUGAGUUUGAAUCAACUUUUCUCAGUACAGUCAAAUUCAUAUCUGUUGUAAUCACACAAACACUACACUACGGUUGAUUGCGAUCAGGUUGCGAAUGAUGUUUAUUCUUUUUCCUCUCUUUGUAUUUCUUUGCUGAGGAUAUACAGAGUCUGUGUUUUAACCGAGGAUGCAAAAUCCCCACUGAGACAUAUAUAAUAUAUAUUUGCAUAGCUAAAAUGUUUAAUGAUAACGGGACGGGUAACCCUCCAGCUCUCCAGACCUCACUGUUUCAAAGCCAUGUGGAGGUAGUUUCACUGUAACUAUAAGCUUUUGUUUUUUUUCCUAACACCCCCUACUGGUGCCUCGAACAAACUGCAGCAAGGGGUCUUUUCAUUGGGUCUCAUGAUGUCGUGCUCAAGAACAGGGUUUUUUUUUUUUUUUUUUGGACAUUGACUCAUGUCUGGAUUUUGACUUUGACUUUGUACAGCAGGACCAUGGCAGCAUCAGAGAAGACAGACUGUUCAAAAGGAAGCCCUGUGGUGCUACAAGAACAUUUAAAUUAGGUUCAGUCAUUUUAAAAUAGCACUUUUUUUUAACAGCUUCACAACAGUGGUUCACUGAACUGUAAAAGGAAAUGACCCAGUUUCCUCAGGAUGUGCCGGACUGUAAACUCCACCAGAGGACGGAAGAGACUGCGAACACAGGAGGCGCUGUUUACCCAACACAAGCUCAUGGGCAUUUUUUAUUGUAUUAUUUUUCAUUUUAGAGAAACUCACGUUAUUCUCAAAGAACAAAGAAUCAGCCUUUAAACUCCAUAUUUUGUAACGUUCCUAAAGAGAAGAUAAGCUUAAGUAACACUGAUGAAGUUAUCUAUUUAUUUUAUUUUGUGAAUCAUAUUUAUGAGUAACUGAAACAGAGAAGAGAUUCUUUGUAAAGUGUACAUACCUUUUCACUUUUUUUCUUGGCUGUUUUGAUCGCAUGUCUUUGUAAUAAAUCUUUAAGAUACAUUAUA